GCCAGGCCCCUCCAGGACCACAGUCAGAUGCAACAGGCUCCAGGGGCUGCCGUGAUGCCUGUCCCUGUUCCCUCAUUCUGCCGACUUCUGUCUUCUCUGCUGCUGGCCCUGCUGCUGAAACUGACAGGAACUUCAGGUGAAGAGUUCCAGGUGAACCAGCCUGAGAGUUUGCUGUCAGCCAAGGCUGGAGAUGUCAUAACCUUGGUCAGCAAUAUGCCUGCUCUGUCCCCGGCAGGGCCCGUCUUGUGGAUCAAGGAGACUGGGCUAGAACGAAAAUUAAUCUACAGUUUCAACGGAAACCAAUUUCCCCGAGUAUCCCAAGUGGUAAGCCCAAAGGCCAACCAAACAGACUAUUCCAUCCGCAUCAGUAAUGUGUCGCCUGAGGAUACUGGUACCUAUUACUGUGUGAAGUUAAUCAUAGCAUUUCCUAACAUGGAGUAUGUAUCUGGUCCGGUCACCUACGUGUCCGUGAAUGGAACCACAGACGAAAUGUUCAAGGUGCAACAACCUGAGAUGUCACAGACUGUAUCAACUGGGGAAACACUCAUCUUGAGUUGCAGUGUACCAGAUUCAUUUCCGAAAGGACCCGUCUUAUGGUUCAAGGGAACUGGACGAAAACGUAAAUUAAUCUACAAUUUCAAAGGAGGCCUCUUUCCCAGAGUCAAAAAAAUUGGAAACAUGGCCAAAGCUGGCAACACAGACUUUUCCAUCCGCAUCAGUGAAAUCUCUCUUGCAGAUGCCGGCAUCUACUUCUGUGUGAAGUUCAAGGAGGGAAAACCUGACAUAGAGUACCAGUCAGGUCGGGGCACCCAGGUGUUUGUGACUGGAACAAGCAAUAAUUCUGCCCCAGAUACUCCAGACAGACAUCUCUUGACAGUGAGGGGAACCAAGCUGAGGAAAAAUCUGCUCUAG
Vicugna pacos (alpaca) is the source of this 912-nucleotide messenger RNA. Lineage: Eukaryota; Metazoa; Chordata; Mammalia; Artiodactyla; Camelidae. The record is from RefSeq and is a predicted model, not a curated record.